AUGUCAUCACAAAAGAUCGAUCUUACACAAUUGGGGCCUGAACAAUUGACAGCAGUCAAACAACAAUUUGAUCAAGAAUUACAACAUUUCAAUCAAUCAUUACAAGCUUUAACGAUAGCCAAGACCAAAUUUACAGAUUGUAUAUCUGAUAUCAAAGCCAUUAGUCAACCUAAGAAUGAUGAACAAAAAAUAUUGAUUCCAGCUUCCGCAUCUUUAUAUAUCCCAGGUACCAUUAAAGAUAACAAGAAAUUUAUGGUCGAUGUCGGGACAGGCUAUUACGUUGAGAAGAGUGACGUGGAUGCCAUUUCAUUCUAUCAGAAGAAAAUUGAUAAAUUGAAUUCAGAAUCAGGACAAAUUCAAACCAUCAUUAAGGAAAAGACUCAAUCUUCGUUGGCCAUUGAACAACAACUUCGUCUUGCCGCGAUAAGACGUCAUGAAGAAAUGGCCAAACAACAGAAACAACAACAACAACAACAAGGAUCUCAAUGA
Naumovozyma dairenensis CBS 421 is the source of this 489-nucleotide messenger RNA. RefSeq names its product Gim5p (gene GIM5). Gene Ontology annotation, biological process: protein folding; regulation of DNA-templated transcription. Gene Ontology annotation, cellular component: prefoldin complex; cytoplasm. The record is from RefSeq and is a predicted model, not a curated record. The transcript has 2 exons. NCBI's taxonomy places the organism in Eukaryota, Fungi, Ascomycota, Saccharomycetes, Saccharomycetales, Saccharomycetaceae. The coding region runs from base 1 to 489 and encodes 162 amino acids.